Molecule: messenger RNA, 2644 nt
Organism: Onychostruthus taczanowskii (white-rumped snowfinch)
Lineage: Eukaryota; Metazoa; Chordata; Aves; Passeriformes; Passeridae
Gene: TRPV3
Product: transient receptor potential cation channel subfamily V member 3
Exons: 19
Coding region: 182-2545 (787 amino acids)
Biological process (GO): calcium ion import across plasma membrane
Cellular component (GO): membrane
Molecular function (GO): calcium channel activity; protein binding
Source: RefSeq, a predicted model, not a curated record
GGAUCUUUGGGAAUCAGAUCUCCAGUGCAAAAAUGCAUCCCAGCAUUACUAAAGAGGCUGAUUGUCCCUGCACCCAGACUGCACCAACUGAUGAGUUUUGGAUGUUGUCAGCGGGGCCUUGCUUCGGUUUUCACCGCCCGGAUCCGUCCACGCCGACAUGGAGGUGCUGUGAGCAGGAAACAUGAUUAAAGAUAACAACGAAAUUGUUCCACUAAUGGGCAAGAAAACAAACCCACCUGGAAAUCCCCCUGCAAACCAGCAAGAGAAAAAAGUGACUGAAGGCACUCCCACCAAGAAAAGUUCCCACUUUUUCCUGGAGAUUGAUGGUUUUGAAAGCAAUGCCAGUCCCAAUAACACCUCUCCCCCUGUGUUUUCCAAACCCAUGGAUUCCAACAUUCGCCCCUGUGCAUCUGCAAAUGGGGAAGACAUGGAUUCCCCCCAGUCCCUUCAGGAUGAUGCCACUGAAUACAGCCCUAACGUGGACAGCUGUGGUGCUACCACAUGCCCAGGCCCUGAGCUGAGGAGUGCCAGGAAGAAGCUGAAGAGGAACCUGUUCCGGGCAGUGUCCGAGGGCAACGCGGAGGAGCUGCAGCGGCUGCUGGCCGAGCUCAGGGAGCGCUCGGGGGCCUGCACCUCCCUGCCCGUGCCAGAUUACCUGAUGAAGAAGUUCACGGCUUCAGACACUGGCAAAACUUGUCUGAUGAAAGCUCUGCUGAACAUCAACCAGAACACAAACGAGAUAGUGAACAUGCUCCUGUCCUUUGCAGAGGAAAAUGGCAUUUUGGAGAGAUUUAUCAAUGCAGCAUACACAGAAGAGGCAUAUAAAGGCCAGACAGCUCUAAAUAUUGCCAUUGAGAGGAGACAGUAUGAAAUAACUCAGAGCCUCAUAGAGAAAGGAGCUGAUGUCAAUGCUCAUGCCCAGGGUAUUUUCUUUAAUCCCAAACACAAGCAUGAAGGCUUUUAUUUUGGUGAGACUGCACUGGCUUUGGCAGCAUGUACCAACCAGCCAGACAUAAUUGAGCUGUUAAUGGACAAUGCCAGGACCAACAUUUCCUCCCAGGAUUCCAGAGGAAACAACAUCCUCCAUGCAUUAGUGACCGUGGCAGAGGACUCCAAAACACAGAAUGACUUUGUGAUCAGAAUGUAUGACAUGAUUCUGCUGAAAAGUAAAGACAGGAAUCUGGAAACAACCAAGAAUAAGGAGGGUUUGACACCGCUGCAAUUAGCUGCAAAAACUGGGAAAUUAGAGAUUCUGAAGUACAUCCUGAGCAGAGAGAUCAGAGAGAAGGCAAACAGGAGCCUGUCAAGAAAAUUCACAGACUGGGCUUAUGGUCCUGUUCAGUCUUCUCUGUAUGACCUGACAGAGCUGGACACCACUGCUGACAACUCAGUGCUGGAAAUCAUUGUCUAUAAUACAAAUAUUGGGAAUCGUCACGAGAUGCUGACUUUGGAGCCUCUGAACUCACUGCUGAGGAUGAAGUGGAAGAAGUUUGCACGGCACAUGUUCUUCAUGUCCUGCUGGUUUUAUUUCCUGUACAAUGUAACAUUAACGUUGGUUUCCUACCACAGGCCCAAUGAAAACGAAGCUCCUCCUUAUCCCCUGGCUCUGACCCGAGGGGUGGGGUGGCUGCAGUUGUCAGGACAGGUGAUGGUUAUGUUAGGAGCAAUAUUUUUAGCCAUAAAAGAGAGUGUGGCCAUCUUCCUGCUCAGGCCCUCAGACCUGCAGUCCAUCCUCUCUGAUGCCUGGUUCCACUUUGCAUUUUUUAUACAAGCUUUGCUUGUGAUCUUCUCUGUCUUUUUGUACUUGUUUUCCUACAAAGAACACCUGGUGUGUCUUGUUUUGGCAAUGGCCCUUGGCUGGGCCAAUAUGCUCUAUUUCACCAGAGGUUUCCAGUCCAUGGGCAUUUACAGUGUGAUGAUACAAAAGGUCAUCCUGCACGAUGUGAUCAAGUUUUUAGUUGUGUACAUGGUGUUUUUGCUGGGAUUUGGCGUAGCUCUGGCUGCCCUGAUUGAGACGUGCCAGGAGGGUGGGGAAUGCCACUCCAACAGCAGCCUGGGGCCUGUCCUGAUGGAUCUCUUCAAGCUCACCCUGGGGCUGGGUGACCUGGAGAUCCAGCAGAACUCCAAGUACCCUGUCCUGUUCCUCCUGCUCCUCAUUACUUUCGUUGUGCUGACUUUUGUUCUUCUCUUGAACAUGCUGAUUGCAUUAAUGGGAGAGACUGUGGAGGAUAUUUCUAAGGAGAGUGAGCACAUCUGGAAACUCCAGAGAGCCAGGACUAUUUUGGAAUUUGAAAAAUUCUUACCAAAAUGCCUGAGGAAGAAAUUCCAGCUGGGAGAACGGUGUAAAGUGGCUGAAAAUGACACCAGGGUGUGUUUAAGGAUUAAUGAAGUGAAAUGGACCGAGUGGAAAACCCAUGUUUCAUUUAUUAAUGAAGAUCCAGGGCCAACAGAUCCAAGCAAAAUUCAAGAUAAUUCAAGAACUAAUAGCAAAAACACCCUGAAUACGUUUGAAGAAAUGGAUGAUUUGCCUGAAACUUCUGUUUAGUUGUGCUGUGCUUGACGUGUGGCUCUUCUGAAGGUUGAAAGCAUCAGCAGUGGAGGCUGAAAGCUUUGUGGCUGUUUUGGACAGCUGUAGCCAGCUGGA